UAGACAAGAGCUGAGUGAUUCAGAGAUGGGGCUGGGUCUACAGCAAGUUGGCACCUCCACCACAUCUUCCAGCGCCCCUGGCUCGCCCUGGUCCUUCAGGAGCCCUGGCCCCCGCGCCCUGGAGGGCUGCGCUUGCCUAGCUCUCGGCCCCGCCGGCCGCCUGUGGGCGCAGCUGCAGCGGCUCUGCGCCAAUCACUUCUCGCGGCGCUUCUCGCCGCGCAGGCCACCGCUGCGUCGCUUCUCCUCCAUGUCCACGUUCUACCUGCUGGACCUGCGCACGCGCCAGGCCGAGCUGGGCUUGGACUACGGCGAGCCGCGCAUGCGCCUCGGCGACGCGGCCUUGGUGUUCCGCGGCGGCCGCUGGGCAGCGGAGGGCCAGCAGGCGGAGGUCCGGCCGUUCCCGCCGACCAGCCCGCCCCGGAGGCCGCGGGGGCCACGGGCCCAGAGCCAGGCACUUCAGGAGGAGAACAACUACCUGAAGCUGCAGCAGGAACUGCUCAUGGACAUGCUGGUCGAGACCACAGCGCGCGCGCACCUGCUGGAGAAGCAGCUGGAGCCCGCGGGCGCCGCGGCGCGCGCCUGGCGGAAGAAGAUCGUCCGUUUGGGAAACCGAAGCUGUAUUGGGAGACUGGAGAUUCCUAAACCACUACUUCAGAUUCCGGGAACACAGCUGACAGCCGGAGAUAAUUUACCAACAGCCAAGGACUCCUUUCCCGAGCCCCUCACUCUUCCUUCCGCAUCAACCCUGCCCAGCAUUCCAUUCAGGCCCUCCCUUCGCCACUAAAGCAGCCAAUCGGGAUAGAAUGUGAACCUUCAACCCAGCCAAUGGGGAAAAAGGUCAACUGUUUCUCGAGCCUUAGAAGUAAAAGCCCGCUGCAGUCUCCCUGCCGGCCUGCUUCCUCAUGCUAAGAGCAUGCUCCAACCCUUCUGCAGAAGUAAAACCUUGUUUUGUUGCGAUUUCUUGGUGUCUGAGUGCUUUAUCAUCUCCUCCGACAUAUUGAGCCUGGGACGUAUUUCUAAUAGGAGGCUCAAAAGUUUGAGCCUAGGAAUUUAGCCUCUUAGCAAGGCCCUGUUGCAAGGCUGU
Molecule: messenger RNA, 1084 nt
Organism: Heterocephalus glaber (naked mole-rat)
Lineage: Eukaryota; Metazoa; Chordata; Mammalia; Rodentia; Bathyergidae
Gene: Cby3
Product: chibby family member 3
Source: RefSeq, a predicted model, not a curated record